Molecule: messenger RNA, 255 nt
Organism: Haemonchus placei
Lineage: Eukaryota; Metazoa; Nematoda; Chromadorea; Rhabditida; Trichostrongylidae
Source: the annotation of a GenBank genome assembly
UUAUUCCCCAUCAACAAUAUUUUUCUGAGAAGGACACUCGUCCCAUUCACAAAUAUAGUGGAACUUGAUGCUACUGAUAUCAUUCCAAGUGUCAUAGUGUUCUUUCUUCGUGUUCAUGUUAACAUUGUGAUUUUCAUUGCCUCCCAUAUCAUUUGGUUCACUUCCAAACCAACUCCUAUAUGUGCAGUUUUCACCGCUCAACCACUCCCAUUGGUUUCGAUCUAUGUGAUUACGCACCAGUCCAAUCCAGACUGA